AUGGCGCCUCGCAAUGAGAAGAGCCAAUUGAAGCGUCCGUUGGGGUCGUUGCCUGAGGACGAAACCGAGUCGAAGAGGCCCCGACGCUCCGAUCGUCUGUCCCAGGCCGGAGCCAACGACAAGACGGACAGGCAGCAGCUGCCGACUCCCGUAACCAUCCCCGCCGACGAAAGCACGAGCGACGUUCCCAAGGAAUCGACGGCGACGCCGCCUGCUCCCAGGACCGAGGAGGCGACGCCGCGCAAGGUCGUCGAGCCGUGGUCCCAGAGCCAGGCACUCUCCUCGCCCCCGCAGGACACGCAGCCGCUCAGCCAGUACGUCGACCGCCAUCCCGCCCUCUCCGACGAGGUCGAGGACGAGGUGAAGGAGGGCGUUUGGGGAUACCUGGUCCCUCUCGAUCCCAAAUAUGGCGACAAGCCCCUCGUGAUGAAGAAGCGGAAUGCCUGUCCGUUGCGAGGCGCGAUGCAAGCCGCGGCGAAUGGACACGACCAGCCGUCCGAUGGUAAAUCUGCCCCGCUCAAGGAGGAGGAGGCCUACGAGCGCUCCAAAGUAAAGGGCGUCGCGUCCGGCGGCUAUCUCAUAGGCCGCCAUCCCGAGUGUGACGUCGUCGUCGGCGAAGGGGUCGUUUCCAACAGGCACUGCCUCCUCUUCGCCGAGAACAAGGGCACCGACAGCGUUGCCAUCGUCGAGGACCUGUCCAGCAAUGGCACCUUUGUCAACGAGGCCAUCGUCGGCCGUAACCAGCGCCGGGAGCUCGAGGACCAGGACGAAAUUGCCGUCCACGGCAAGGCGAGAUUCGUCUUUCGGUACCCUCGAAGCCGACACACCAGCGCAUUCCUGCAACAGUACACGCUCAAGGAGAAGCUCGGCAAGGGGCACUUUGCCGAGGUCUACUUGUGCGUCGAGAAAGCGACCGGUCAGAGGUAUGCCGUCAAGAUCUUCACCAAGCAUCCCGGCGUCGAGGACCGGACAAAGACGGAGGGGCUGCAGCAGGAAAUUGGUGUCUUGAUGGGUGUCAGCCACCCCAACGUCCUCUGCCUCAAGGAUACCUUCAACGAGCGAGACCGCGUCUACCUCGUCCUCGAGCUCGCCCCCGAGGGCGAGCUGUUCAACUUGAUCGUCAUGAAGCAGAAGCUGAGCGAAUGCGAAACCCGCAAGCUCUUCCGGCAGCUUUUCCAGGGAGUCAAGUAUCUCCACGAACGAAACAUCGUACACCGGGACAUCAAGCCCGAAAACAUUCUCAUGGUCGACAAGGACAUGCAUGUCAAGCUAGCCGACUUUGGCCUCGCCAAGAUCAUCGGCGAGGAAUCCUUCACCACCACCCUCUGCGGCACGCCCAGCUACGUUGCUCCCGAGAUCCUCGCCGAUUCCAAGCAACGAAAGUACACCAAAGCCGUCGACGUCUGGUCUCUCGGCGUCGUCCUCUACAUUUGCCUCUGUGGCUUCCCCCCCUUUUCCGACGAGCUCUAUUCGAAAGACUUCCCCUUCACCCUCUCGCAGCAGAUCAAGAGUGGUCGCUUCGAUUAUCCUUCACCUUACUGGGACUCUGUCGGCGAUCCGGCUCUGGACCUCAUCGACUCCAUGCUCGUCGUCGAUCCGGAGAAGAGAUUUACCAUUGAGCAGUGCCUGUCGCAUCCCUGGCUCACGCAGAAUACACCGGGCGUCGAUGACAGCACCGGUGGUCUUGUCGGCGGAAUCGCCGGCCUCGAGGUCCAACGACGCGCGCCGGUGCGUGAGAGAACGCUGCUCGCGACUCUCAACUCUGUCCAGGUGACCGCCGAGCUUCCUGCCGGGGAGAACAAACGCCCCGUCAAGGUCUACGCAAAGAACAAGCAGCGUAUCACGAAUUCGGCCAAGGAACCGGCCCCCGACAGCCAGCGGGCUCCUGGCGCGUUCAUGGCCAUGGGCGGUAAGGGUGACAUGCCGCUUUACCCGGAUGAAAGUGGAAGCAUUUACCCAGCAGGGGACGCAGCUGGCAAAGGAAAAAAGAAGGCCAACGCACCUGCGAAUCGAUAA
This is a messenger RNA of Drechmeria coniospora, 2016 nucleotides long. RefSeq names its product checkpoint kinase 2-like protein. The coding region runs from base 1 to 2016 and encodes 671 amino acids. The record is from RefSeq and is a predicted model, not a curated record. NCBI's taxonomy places the organism in Eukaryota, Fungi, Ascomycota, Sordariomycetes, Hypocreales, Ophiocordycipitaceae. Gene Ontology annotation, molecular function: protein binding; protein serine/threonine kinase activity; ATP binding. Gene Ontology annotation, biological process: protein phosphorylation; mitotic DNA damage checkpoint signaling. Gene Ontology annotation, cellular component: nucleus. The transcript has 5 exons.